Messenger RNA from Danaus chrysippus (African queen), 282 nucleotides. The record is from the annotation of a GenBank genome assembly. NCBI's taxonomy places the organism in Eukaryota, Metazoa, Arthropoda, Insecta, Lepidoptera, Nymphalidae.
AUGCUCCACAAACCGUCCGGCUGCUCGCACAGAAAAAAUGUUUUUAUGAUAUCAGUAGUAAGACAUAAACUCGCAUGUCAAAAGACACCGCAAAUCACUUUUAAGAGUGUGCUAAGUCCAUCUGCAACUAAUGGAUGUUUGAUACAGAGCAAUGUCAGUCUUGCGCGUGUGAUGUUAGAGUGUAAAUUCGCUCGUCGGCGGCGGUGUUGUGAUGUCAUAGGUGUGACGUCACACGCAGUGGCCCUGACCUCGCUGCGCGCGCGCAGAGGAAGUGACUCUUAA